CUGUACAAACAUUGCGCUGCAACUGGAUGGCACCCAACUCCCUUCCGACAAGCCCUGUUGGUAGCCCUUCCCAAGCCAGGGAAGAAGGACUACAGUAGCCCAUGCUCAUACAGACUAAUCGCUCUCCUCUCUACCUUGGGGAAAGGACUGGAACGCCUUAUUGCCCAGAGA
Messenger RNA from Aspergillus ruber CBS 135680, 171 nucleotides. RefSeq lists its product as uncharacterized. NCBI's taxonomy places the organism in Eukaryota, Fungi, Ascomycota, Eurotiomycetes, Eurotiales, Aspergillaceae. The transcript has a single exon. The record is from RefSeq and is a predicted model, not a curated record. The annotation marks the transcript as partial.